Molecule: messenger RNA, 1820 nt
Organism: Gymnodraco acuticeps
Lineage: Eukaryota; Metazoa; Chordata; Actinopteri; Perciformes; Bathydraconidae
Gene: tirap
Product: toll-interleukin 1 receptor (TIR) domain containing adaptor protein
Exons: 3
Coding region: 440-1213 (257 amino acids)
Biological process (GO): signal transduction
Source: RefSeq, a predicted model, not a curated record
GAAUAAUAGUAUAUUAACAUUCACAUCACAAACUAGUGUUAAUCUAGCUAAGGAAAUGUUAUUUUUCUAGAAAAUCUGCUAUAUUGAAUUGCUUGCUUUUAAAGAGUUAACUACGUGCUUAAUGGAGUACAUGUUUAGCACACUUUGCAUUUGCAAUUUGAGUCAACAUGCUGAGGGUUUUCUUUCAGCAGUAACCAACUUCCUCUUUUCUUUUGGUGAUGUCAGUGACACUCGGCAGCCAGGUUUCUCUCACUUUGUUACUUUCUGUUGCUGUUAUUUGAUAAUUUCACAUUGUUGGUACAGUUAUUAGUUUGUUUAUCCUCUCUGAGUAACGCGUGUAUGGGUCAGUGGAAAUCUUUUUAAGUAAUGACAUCUUUAAACUAUUUUUUACUGCACGGAUUUUGUGGAGGUAUUGAGCAUACAGGAUGUAGUUAACAACAUGCAUGGAUGGAUCCAGAAAAUCUUUAAAUCAAGAGUAACUUCAUCAGCACAACGUGAACAAGAGGCACAUGUGCCAAAAAAGUCAGUGUGUUCUGUCAGCCGUGAAUCCUCUUCAUCUAUAUCCCCAUGCUGUUCUCUGCCAUCAUCAUCACUGGGGACAGCCCCUUCAAAACCUCAGCAGCCACAUUCUGCUUCGAGUUCACGACGAUGGAGUCGAGACUAUGACGUGUUUGUGUGCAACAGCUCUUUGCAAAGUGACAUUGAGGAGGCUUUCCGCCUGGUCUCUUUCCUGGAGGCUUCUCCCCGCAGUCUAAGGUGCUUUCUUAUGCAGAGAGACGCCUGUCCAGGAGGUGCCAUUGCCACAGAGUUUUGCCAGGCGGUGCAGAACAGCCACCUAAGGGCUCUUCUUAUCACUCCAGACUUCUUGCAGGAUGGAUGGUGCAAGUAUAUCAUGCAUCAGGCUCUAGCUGAGGAGCCUAUGUCUAAUCGGAUCAUCCCCCUGCUUCAGAACCUGUCUCGCUCUCAGUGUCCUCCGGAAGUGAGGUUCUACUACCAAAUUGACCUGAGCAGUAACCCUGAACGAGGUUAUACCCUCGUCAACAAGAGUGUGCUCAAUUACCUGGAAAAACUGGAUAAAAAUCAGAAGACACUGGAUUACAGCACGGACAGCUCUAGCAUUGGUGCAAUAAGCAGCCCCAAAGAAAGGGAAGCUGAUACUCAAGUAUACGACCCUGCUGGGAUGCCAACUGAGAAUGAUGUAGAAGAAAGAUGAUUGCUAAAAAGACGAUUUAUUAAGUUAUAAAUAAUGGUCACCUAACUAAGGUGCAUUGCUCUCAAAGGACAACAUCAAUCAAUCAAUCAAUCAAUCAAUCAAUCAAUGUUUAUUUAUAUAGCUCAAUAUCACAAAUGUUACAUUUGUCCCAGUGGUCUUCACAGUGUGUACAGAAUAUCAGUAUGACAAUACGACACCCUCUGUCCUUAGACCCUCACAUCGUACAAGGAAAAACUUCUGGAGAAAAACCACAGUUUAAAGGGAAAAAUGGGAGAAACCUCAGGGAGAGCAACAGAGGAGGGAUCCCUCUCCCAGGACGGACAGACGUGCAAUAGAUGCCAUGUUGCAUAGACACCAGCUACUACACAACACUACUGUCAACCUCAGUGACCCUAAUAGCACAUCAUUUUGGGACUUAAAAGAAAGUUGGCCUCAUUCUUUUGCUCGUAUUUUUUGUGCAUAAUGGGUGUGUGUGUGAUACGGAUGUGCAUACAAUGAACAGGAAACGGUUGGUUCCAAGCAGCACUGGGGCGUAUUUCCUGUAUCAAAUCUAAAGAAGUUCUCCCUGGCUUAACAUGUGUGCAAUAAAUGUGGUUGAUAAGAUACA